AUGUCGAAGCUGAACAUCGACAAUUUGAAGAAAGGCAUCGCCGGGAUCCUGGAAGGAAGUAAAGAGAAGCAGCGAAAGUUCCUCGAGACAGUGGAGCUUCAGAUCGGCCUCAAGGAUUACGACACCCAGCGAGACAAGCGCUUCGCAGGCACCAUCAAGCUUCCUCACGUGCCGCGUCCGCGCUUGAAGGUGUGCGUGCUGGGAGAUGCGGUUCACUGCGAGCAGGCGCAGCGCGCCAACAUCCCCUUCAAGAGCGUGGAGGACCUGAAGAAGCUGAACAAGAACAAGAAGAUGGUGAAGAAGCUCGCAGACAGCUUCGAUGCCUUCCUGGCAUCACAGGUGCUGAUCCCACAGAUUCCCAGAUUGCUGGGGCCCGGCCUGAACAAGGCCGGAAAGUUCCCCACUCUCGUGCAGCACUCUGACAAUCUGGAGACCAAAGUCACCGAAGUGCGAAGCCAGGUGAAGUUUCAGCUCAAGAAGGUGCUUUGCAUGGGCGUUGCAGUCGGCAACGUCGCCAUGACCCCGGAUGAGCUGAGGCAGAACUGUCUGAUGGCCAUCAACUUCCUGGUGUCGCUGCUGAAGAAGAACUGGAACAACGUGAAGAGAUUGCACAUCAAGAGCACCAUGGGCAAGCCUUUCACGAUUUACGGAUGA
Molecule: messenger RNA, 654 nt
Organism: Symbiodinium sp. CCMP2456
Lineage: Eukaryota; Dinophyceae; Suessiales; Symbiodiniaceae
Source: the annotation of a GenBank genome assembly